AUGCCCCCAAAGGCCAGUGCAACUCGCAAGCACACGAAGAUCACGAAAAAGUGUCCCUCGCGCAAGAAUGCGAAGGCAAUAAAAAAACCAGGGAAAAAUUCGGGUUUAAACCCGUCUUUGAAUUCAGAUGCAAGCCAGAUCAGUGUCCGUGUCGAACAACCUCAAGGUCCGGCAUCAUACCAGCAACUAAUUUCGUUAAUCGAAUCCGAAGGCAUGGACGAGGAUGAGGACGACGAGGACGAGGAUGAUGAGAUGGAGGAGGAAGAUGAUAUGGAGGAAGUCAAUAUGGAGGAAGCCGAUGAACAUCUCGCACAACCAGCCAGCUCCACCGCCGGACUCCCGGCAGCUCCCUCGACAACAUUUGGGCAACCAGGCCCGUCGCACGACUACCACCCACCGUUCAUGCAGCCAGCUCCACCGCCGGACUCCCGGCAGCUCCCUCAGCAACAUCUUGGGCAACCAGGCCCAUCGCACGACUACCGCCCACCAUUCAUGCAGCCAGCUCCACCGCCGGACCCCCGGCAGAUCCCUCGACAACAUCUUGGGCAACCAGGCCCGUCGCACGACUACCGCCCACCGUUCAUGCAGCCAGCUCCACCUCCGGACCCCCGGCAGAUCCCUCGGCAACAUCUUGGGCGACCAGGCCCGUCGCACGACUACCGCCCACCAUUCAUGCAGCCAGCUCCACCUCCGGACCCCCGGCAGCUCCCUCGGCAACAUCUUGGGCAACCAGGCCCGUCGCACGACUACCGCCCACCGUUCAUGCAGCCAGCUCCACCGCCGGACCCCCGGCAGAUCCCUUGA
Messenger RNA from Suillus fuscotomentosus, 804 nucleotides. RefSeq lists its product as uncharacterized. Bases 1 to 804 code for a protein of 267 amino acids. The record is from RefSeq and is a predicted model, not a curated record. The transcript is spliced from 3 exons. NCBI's taxonomy places the organism in Eukaryota, Fungi, Basidiomycota, Agaricomycetes, Boletales, Suillaceae.